Messenger RNA from Paramacrobiotus metropolitanus, 881 nucleotides. RefSeq lists its product as uncharacterized. The transcript has 2 exons. Lineage: Eukaryota; Metazoa; Tardigrada; Eutardigrada; Parachela; Macrobiotidae. Bases 21 to 881 code for a protein of 286 amino acids. The record is from RefSeq and is a predicted model, not a curated record.
ACCUAGUAUUGCUGAGCAUAAUGGCAUGCUCCGUACAAACAGGACUAAGCCGAGAACGUAUUAAUGAACGCCUGGACGAAGCCAUUCGAAGGGCGAAAAACGGUGUUGUCCAUUUAAAGGAGUCGUCAAUCAGCGCGCCAGCGGAGACAUGGCCAGCGGAUAGCAUCGUCAGGUCACCCGAAGGAGUCACAGUGACUCUGCACUGCAAAGGAGGGAAUCCUGUGCCGGUGGGCACAGAGCAAAAACCACAGAUCUGGUUGAACGGAAGGCAGAAAUUCACCGUGAAAUCAGAAACGAUGCCGUUCGAGGUGCAGACAUGCAGUUGCCUUGUUGAUUCGAUCGAUACGCCUUUUUCGAACAAAUACACCGUGGCCCUGAAUAACCCUAGCACGGGAGAAAUGAUUAUUGAAUUACUGUCAUUUUCUCAUGUCCAUGCCGGGAAAUACGACUGUCGACGGUACAACGGCAGCUCUUUUCUCACCACCGAAACAUUCUUUUUCAGUCCAACUGUCACACCAGCUCAAGUCUUUCAGCCACCGAUGCGCAACGUGACCGUCAUAGUGGGUGACACCGCCCGUUUUCCAUGUUAUGUAAAAUUCAUAGCCAUGCCGGGCGACUUUGGAGAUCGGUUUCUCUGGAGAAACGAAGAUCACGUCAUUUAUGCUGAUGGGUUUAAGGAAUUUCAGACCGGGCGUUCUACAAUGACCAAUUUCAGGACUACCGUUCACAUAAUAACGGAUGGCUUUUGCCACUGCCACUCAACUCUGGAAAUCUUGCGCGUGCAGCCCAACCAUGCCGGACGUUACCAAUGUUGGUUUAAAGUAGAUGACGUCUUCCAGGAAUGGAUUGUUCAAGAUGCUUAUUUAAUUGUGCUUACCUGA